UUUACUCUUCUCUCGGUGUAGCCCUCGUACCUUGUCCAUCAACAGCUUCUAAAUGAGGAACAAAUAAGACGGAGUUUUUGUUUCGUAGUUUAAAGAAUAAACAUCCUCUGGCGGUCUCUUUUCGUUCACGAGCUGGGAAAAAUCUUCAAGGACUCGCAGCCGGACCCCACACUUGCUUUGAAAUUUCCACGGAGCUCGUCGUGGGACUAUUUGUGGACCAGCCCUGUUGCGUUACGUUUGGGGAAGUUGCUCAAUAUUGGAAAGGCACAUUUCCCUUCACUGUAAGGGCCAAAUAUUGAUGUGCUGCUUAUCUGGUUAUAGCAGCGGUGUCUCCGCACUUCCUUUACCUUUGGAUUUUGUCAACAUGACGGUCAGAUAAAAUCAAAUUAUCAGAUAUCACCAGAAACUCUUUGUCGGGAUGAGUAGUUCUUUGACUUCCGCUUCUUACAUUCGCAACAUCAGUUACGGUCUACGCCGCCAGCUGUCCGACUUUCUGGACCCUCAGGACAGGUGGAAGGAUGUGAUCGUGUCCAUACGGAAGCCGAGUGGGGAGCCGAGGUACUCCCAGCUUCACGUCAGGAGGUUUGAAGGUCUUGUGGCGCAGGGGAAGAGUCCCACCGUGGAGCUGCUGAAUGACUGGGGAACCACCAACUGCACAGUGGGAGAAUUGGUGGAUAUUUUGAAGAGCCGCAAUUUGUUGGCUGCUGCCCGUCUCCUGCUACCUUGGGAAGAAUAUUCAUCGGCAGAGACACACCUGCUUCCUUUACCACUACCUCCUGACAGAGACCCUCCAACCAGGCCACUGGGUGAGACCCAGAGUCAGCCUCCACCCGCCGGAUCAGCACCGGAGACACAAGUACUGAGCGAAAACAGUCAAACAGGACACACAGGCGUCUCCAGUUUUAUGUACAGUGAGCUGAGGAAGAUCACGGGCAACUUUGACGACCGGUCCGUCUCAAGCGGCGGCAGCCGACUCGGAGAGGGGGGCUUCGGCACCGUGUACAAAGGCUUCUUGAACAACAGAGCUGUGGCGGUGAAAAAACUAAACCCGAUAGAUGACAUGCCUCUGGACAAGCUGCAAGAUCAGUUUAACCAAGAGAUUCAGACUCUGAAAGUGUUGAAACACGAGAACUUGGUUGACAUGGUUGGAUUCUCAUGCGACGAGCAGCAGAUGUGUAUAGUGUACGCCUUCAUGGCCAACGGAUCUUUGCUGGAUCGACUCGCUUGCUUGGACGGUAGUCCUCCACUUUCCUGGCGACAGAGGUGCUUGAUCGCAGAAGGGACUGCUAGAGGUUUGGAGUACCUCCAUAGCAACCAUCACGUACACAGAGAUGUUAAAAGUGCAAACAUCCUGCUGGAUGAGAACUUUGUGGCGAAAAUCUCCGACUUUGGGCUGACAAGAGCGUCGGCCAAGCACACGUCUACGACGAUGAGGACGGACAGGAUCGUGGGGACCCGUGCGUACAUGGCCGCUGAGGCUCUGAGGGGAGAGAUCACCCCAAAAUCUGACGUGUUCAGCUUCGGAGUGGUGCUGUUAGAAAUAUUGUCUGGACUUCCGCCAGCUGAUGAAAACAAGGAGCCCCAGUUCCUGAUGGAUAUCAGGGACGACAUCGAUGAUGAAGACGAAGAUCUGACCCUGGAGCAGUUUUUGGACAGGAAGAUGACAGACUGGGAGCUGAGCCAGGUGGAGAGCAUCUACUGCUUGGCUUCCAACUGCUUGGACGACAGGAAAAACAGGCGGCCGUUCAUCAAACAGGUUGUUUCAGAGAUUCACAGCGUCGUCAAAAGCAUCUCGUUGGAAUCGUAGGCAUGGAGGGAAACGAGAGGCUCACAUUAACGAGUCAGAGUCUGUUCCAAACUAAAGACUGACAAGUUUUCUGCCUUUUGACUUUAAAAAGUUCCUUAUUGACUGUAAGAAAGAGAUCUAGCAUUAAAACAUCUUUCCCUACUUGAUUUAUAUUCACGAAAAUUUGAAGAGGAGCCCCAACAGGACAUAUGAGCUCCGCUACACAGAUAUUUAGCCAUUAGCAGGCAUAAGCCCAUCUUACAGCAUUAGCUCCAGUCAGAGGCAUCGCCAGAUUUGUUGCAAGACUGACUGCUACUGGAGAUCCUUCCCAUCCACAGCAUCUCAUCCAUGACUUCUUAAAGAUACUUGGAGGAUAUGAGUUGGAAGAAAACUGAGAACAUUUUAAUAAAUUUUUUUUAAAUUUCCAGGCUAAAUUUUUGUGUUAUAAAGUAAAAAGUCGUUUUAUUUUUGAAGAAAUAAAAAAAGGACCAAAAUUGUCUGAUUUAAAUAUUUUAUUUUUCAUCUUUAAAAGAAAAAUUUGUAAGAAAACAAAGAACAAACAUUAUUCGUUUUCUCUAAUGACAAUGAAUAUAAAGGGAUUUUUUUUUUCCCCUUCACAUGAGGUGAACUAAGUAGUUUGCCAAAUAUUAAUCAGUAGACCAGUGGAUGAGGCAAUGUUUCCGUCAAGGUAGUAUUCCCUUUUCUAUCCGAUAAGAGCUUGGCAUUCCUUCCUCUGUGGGAACCAGGUUUUUAUUCGCUUCCUCUCGGUGAAAUGCGAGAUGUACAAGAUAGAUGGAAUAUUUCUGGAAGCCCGGUCUUUUCCACUGAAAUCCACACCGACAAUCACCAAAAACGGACCGCUUCUUAAUCAUAGAGCAUCACACAGCUACAAUAUGUACAUUUACAGCACUUGCAUAGAAAAAUAAGUUUCUCAGCAGAUGAUUUCUUUUUUUUUUUUUCUUCCCCCAUGUAAACCACAGUUAUA
Molecule: messenger RNA, 2771 nt
Organism: Poecilia latipinna (sailfin molly)
Lineage: Eukaryota; Metazoa; Chordata; Actinopteri; Cyprinodontiformes; Poeciliidae
Product: interleukin-1 receptor-associated kinase 4-like
Exons: 12
Coding region: 419-1807 (462 amino acids)
Biological process (GO): protein phosphorylation; signal transduction
Molecular function (GO): magnesium ion binding; ATP binding; protein serine/threonine kinase activity
Source: RefSeq, a predicted model, not a curated record